Messenger RNA from Kluyveromyces marxianus DMKU3-1042, 1236 nucleotides. RefSeq names its product CCR4-NOT core subunit CAF40 (gene CAF40). The record is from RefSeq and is a predicted model, not a curated record. Bases 1 to 1236 code for a protein of 411 amino acids. Gene Ontology annotation, biological process: mRNA catabolic process; negative regulation of translation. Gene Ontology annotation, cellular component: CCR4-NOT core complex; P-body; CCR4-NOT complex. The transcript has a single exon. NCBI's taxonomy places the organism in Eukaryota, Fungi, Ascomycota, Saccharomycetes, Saccharomycetales, Saccharomycetaceae.
AUGUUCCAGGCCCAGACUCAAGGCCAGAUGCAAUCUCAGAUGCAGGGACAGCUCCAGGGACAGCCCCAGGGCCAGCCUCAGGCGCCCGUUCCAGGAAACAUGUUUACCGAACAAACUCGCAGAAAGUAUUUCCCACAGCUCAAACCAUACUUCCCUGGCCAGCCUGGCCAGCCAGGACAACCAGGACAACCAGGACAACCAGGACAACAGAACCAGAUUCCCCAGGGUCAACAAAACCAGAUUCCUCCAGGAUUACAGCAUCCCCAAGAAAACUCAGGCCAAGGCCAGGGCCCAAACCAGGGCCCAAACCAGGGCCCUGUGCCAGCACCUGGAGCAGCCCCUGGCCCCGGUAUAGUACACGCCUUGGACGAUCCUAACGUCUACCAUUGGAUCUGCCAGCUCACGUACGGGCCCAGCAAAGAACAAGCACUCCUAGAAUUAGGCAAAAAAAGAGAACAAUACGAAGACCUGGCCAUCGUGUUAUGGUCUAGUUUCGGCGUCAUGACCUCCCUUAUAAAAGAAAUCAUAUCAGUAUACCCGUUGCUAUCGCCUCCAGCACUCUCGAACCAACUCUCGAACCGUGUUUGCAACGCUUUGGUCCUUCUCCAAUGCGUCGCCUCCCAUCCGGAUAUCAGACCCCAAUUCCUACAGGCACACAUUCCUCUUUUCCUAUUCCCAUUCUUGUCCACCACCUCGAACCAAAGAACCUUCGAGUACCUCAGAUUGACCUCCUUGGGUGUCAUUGGCGCCCUAGUCAAGAACGACUCCGCAGAAGUCAUCAGCUUCUUGCUAAGAACAGACAUCAUCCCGCUGUGUCUCAGAAUCAUGGAAAACUCCUCCGAACUCUCCAAAAUCGUCGCCAUCUUCAUCCUACAGAAAAUCUUGCUCGACGAUAACGGCCUACAGUUCGUUUGUGCUACUCCAGAACGUUUCUACGCCGUCUCUCAGGUCUUGGCCACCAUGUUCAAACACAUGUCCCAGCAACAGGUGCCCGGCAGACUAUUGAAACACGUCGUCAGGUGCUACCUAAGACUAUCGGAUAACUUAGAAGCAAGAAGACUGUUGAAGCAGGUCUUGCCCCAGCAGCUAAGAGACAACACUUUCACCGAGGCAUUGCAGGACGACGUGGGCACAAAACGUUGUCUUGCUCAAUUGCUCCUGACCCUAGGCGAGGGCCAGCAGCAACCACCACAACCACAACCACAACAACAACCACAACAGCAGCAGCAGCAGUAG